Antrostomus carolinensis (chuck-will's-widow) is the source of this 792-nucleotide messenger RNA. RefSeq names its product phospholipid scramblase family member 5. Lineage: Eukaryota; Metazoa; Chordata; Aves; Caprimulgiformes; Caprimulgidae. The transcript is spliced from 7 exons. The record is from RefSeq and is a predicted model, not a curated record. Gene Ontology annotation, biological process: plasma membrane phospholipid scrambling. Gene Ontology annotation, cellular component: plasma membrane. Bases 1 to 792 code for a protein of 263 amino acids. Gene Ontology annotation, molecular function: phospholipid scramblase activity.
AUGGCCUCUCAAGAGUCUCAGCAACAAACAAACCCAACCUUUAAGGAUUACCUCCCUGGUUCUUCUGACUUUCCAGAACAGAAUAAGCAUGUUGAACCAACAAGUCUCUGGAAGCAAACAUCACACACUCAUAGCUUGCCACCUGGUCUGGAGUACCUGAACCAGUUGGACCGGAUAAUUAUUCAUCAGCAAGUGGAACUUCUUGAAGCCAUACUUGGUACAGAGACCUCCAGCAAAUAUGAGAUAAAAAACCAUUUGGGACAAAGAGUUUACUUUGCAGUAGAAGAAAACAAUUGCUUUGAUCGUAACUUGUGUUCGCCUAUAAGGUCUUUCACCAUAAGGAUUGCUGACAACACGGGCCGAGAAGUGAUUACGGUGAACAGACCCUUGAGAUGCAACAGCUGCUGGUUCCCCUGUUUCCUGCAAGAGUUAGAAGUUCAGUCUCCACCAGGUACAGUAGCUGGGUACGUUGUACAGAACUGGGACCCUUUUCUGCCAAAAUUUACUAUACAGAAUGAAAGUAAAGAAGAUGUACUAAAAAUAAUUGGUCCAUAUGCAACUUGUGGCUGUUUUGAAGAUGUUGACUUUGAGGUAAAAGCUCUCAAUGAGAUGUCAACAAUUGGAAAAAUUUCCAAGUACUGGUCUGGAUUUGUAAACAAUGUCUUUACCAACACCGCCAACUUUGGGAUCCAGGUCCCUGUAGAUCUUGAUGUGAGAAUCAAGGCGGUAAUGAUUGGUGCUUGUUUCCUCAUUGACUUAAUGUUCUUUGAAAACUCUUUGGAUGAAUUAUAA